ACUUUCAGCAUUCUCCUCUACCAUCUGAGUUCAGCCUUCGUUCAAGUCUCCUGCAUUCUCCUCUGCUAUCACCAACGCCCUCUGAUUGCACCCGCCGUUCAUCUCUCCUGCAAUCCCCUUUGCCAUCAAUGCCUCACUCCGACUACAACCCUCGAUGAAGAAUUCAUCAUUCACCUCGAUAUUCCUUUCGUCAGUACAACGAGCAGAGCCGCCAAGAAAGACUGGAGCGGGUGCAGGUGGCUGCGGACCUUCACCAGUUACUGGUUCGAAUUGUAGAAUCAGAAUCUCCUAUGUACACUUCCACACCUGAAUUGAGAUUAUAUAUGAUAUAUAUGUAUGCUUUUUACAUGGUUCUGACCCAAGAUUAAAGGAUAGGUUUUAUAUUCCUUUUUCAUUAUAUUAACAUUGACUGCAAAUUGUUAUAUUCUGUCUUCAUAACAGCAACCUUUGAUUAAAUUUAGGUCAUGCCUGAAAACAGGUAUAGCGGCAGCAGCGGUACCGGCAGCGACAGCGACCGUGAACAGCCUAGAGGGGCUAAAGGUAGGAAAAGACCGUCCAGUGAAAACCUGAGACUAUUAAAAGAGAUGUUUGAUAACCUUGAAUAUCCUAUAACACCCCCUGAAAUUCCCACAUUGACGAGAACUCCUCAAAUUUUUCAAGCACCAUCCCCAGUUGCACAACCAGUCAACAAUUUUGACAUCAUUAAUAAUUUGAUCCAGGUUCUAAAUUCUGAUGAAAUAGCCAUCUUGAACGCUCUGCUGGGGCUAUUGAGGAAGGCCUAUUCUGAAGCCAGAACAUCUUCAGAUCUAGGCCCUUCACAACAGCCUAAUGCCCUAGACACGAUUGUAAAAUCCCCACAACCUUCUAUCUCCGGUACAAGUGAGGCCUGUCUUCAACACUCACCUGUUGAUGACUUAACAGCGGUAGAUAAUUCAGCCUUACAUCCUCAGACCGGAGCCGGAGUGACUAGUCCGUUCAGGGCAAACUUGAGUGUCGACACUAACUCUCCACAGCCAUCUACCUUGCAUAUGGCGAAUCCUUCAUCUCCAGAGCCGUCAGUAAGCUCCCUGUAGCCCUCUACCUCUAGAUUAAAUAAUUUGUAUAUAACUGAGCAUCCAAAAUUUAACAAUAUCGAGAUUAGACACCGUUUCAAUUUUCGAGAGGCCUACAAACUUCAUUUAUUUGCCGAAGUUUUUAAUCAUAUACAUGAGACCCUUCAGCAAAUAUUAAACAGUUUUGUGAGCACUUUGAACCCUAAGGAUCUAGUCCAGCUAGAAUUACAUGCCGAUUCUCUCAAUCCAAGUAUUUUUUCCCUAACCACUGCUGGUACACUUUCUGUUGAGGACUUUUUUAACCAAAUUGAAUUACUUCUCCAGAGUCACGCUACUGUUUUAGCCGAUUCGAGUCUGAUGCAAAUCAUUCAGGUUGUGAGGGCCCCAUCUGGUGGUGGGGGGCCUAGGCAUAAAGCAUGUACCAUUUUCAAUGACAUAAUCAUGCAAAAGAAACAGAAGCACCUAUGCAUCUCCAUCAACCUGGAUGAUCAGUGCUGUUUUGCCAGGGGCUUGCUGGCUGUAUUAAACGAUAGGUACAGAAACAAUCAGAAAUUGUGUGAACAA
Erpetoichthys calabaricus (reedfish) is the source of this 1616-nucleotide messenger RNA. RefSeq lists its product as uncharacterized. NCBI's taxonomy places the organism in Eukaryota, Metazoa, Chordata, Cladistia, Polypteriformes, Polypteridae. The transcript has 2 exons. The coding region runs from base 465 to 1073 and encodes 202 amino acids. The record is from RefSeq and is a predicted model, not a curated record.